This is a messenger RNA of Clupea harengus (Atlantic herring), 3340 nucleotides long. RefSeq names its product LIM domain-binding protein 2-like. The record is from RefSeq and is a predicted model, not a curated record. NCBI's taxonomy places the organism in Eukaryota, Metazoa, Chordata, Actinopteri, Clupeiformes, Clupeidae.
GUCUGACAUAACAUUUAUUCAUGUGUAACAAUGUAUAUAGCCUAUAAGGAAGUUGUUUAAUUUAACCUAGCUGGUUAAAUUUGUCAGCCUCGUGUCAGUGUGAGAGUCCAGGAGAGGCUCGUGCAGACACGAUUUAAGCUUCAUCCGCCCAGAGAAACAGUAUCAAAACCAGUGCAGCCUGAGGCUGCCCAAUAAGGACUCUCUCUCUCUCUCUCUCGCUCUCUCUCUUUCCCUUGCCUCUCGCAGUCUCCCCCACCCCUUCCUCUUUCGCCUCUCCCGCCUCCCAUAUUCACUCUGAGCUGCUCGGUAGCGCGCCUCGUGCAGCGGGCGGGCAAAACGACUCUGGGUUUAGUUCGCGAAAGAGCUUCUGACUGGCACUGCUUCCGUGAGCUUCCGUCUUCCAUGUGCGCUGCAUGGAUGUGCCUUUCGCACUGUCCAGCCAGUAACCGCGGCACGGCUCCAACAGCUCUGACAUGUCCAACCCUCCCCACGACCCGUUCUACGCCUCGCCGUUCGGACCCUUCUACCGGAGGCACGCGCCAUACAUGGUGCAGCCGGAGUACCGGAUUUACGAGAUGAACAAGCGGCUUCAGUCGCGAGCGGAGGAGAGCGAUAACCUGUGGUGGGAUGCCUUUGCCACUGAGUUCUUUGAGGAAGACGCCACGCUCACUCUAUCUUUCUGCUUAGAAGACGGCCCCAAGCGAUACACUAUCGGAAGGACGCUUAUCCCUCGUUACUUCAGCACGGUGUUUGAGGGCGGAGUCACAGAGCUGCACUACAUCCUGAGACACUCCAAAGAGUCCUUCCACAACAACUCCAUCUCACUCGACUGUGAACAGUGCACCAUGGUCACGCAACACGGCAAGCCCAUGUUUACUAAGGUUUGUACAGAGGGGCGUCUAAUUGUGGAGUUCUGUUUCGAUGACCUCAUGCGCAUUAAAGUGUGGCAUUUCACCAUCAGGCAGCAUCGUGAGCUUAUUCCCAGAAGCAUCCUUGCCAUGCACGCUCAGGAUCCACAGGUUCUUGAGCAGCUUUCCAAAAACAUCACCAGGAUGGGGUUUACCAACUUCACUCUAAACUACCUCAGAUUAUGUGUUAUCCUGGAGCCCAUGCAGGAGCUGAUGUCGAGACACAAGACGUACAACCUCAGCCCGCGGGAUUGCCUCAAGACCUGCCUUUUCCAGAAGUGGCAGAGGAUGGUAGCCCCUCCAGCUGGACCCCCCCAGAACUUCAAAUCGGAGAUAUUCUCCUCAAAUCACAAGAAAGAACCUGCCAGGCAGACCACCACCAAGAGGAGGAAGAGGAAGAAUUCCGCUAGCUCCGCCUCCAACAGUAGCCUAGGCAACAGCACCAACAGCAAGAAGCGUAGCCCAGCCAACAACUUCAGUUUAUCCAGCCAGGUACCUGACGUGAUGGUAGUGGGUGAGCCCACGCUGAUGGGUGGUGAGUUUGGGGAUGAGGAUGAGCGCCUGAUCACGCGUCUGGAGAACACGCAGUACGAUGCUGCCAAUGGCCUCGACGACAACGACCACUUCGGCCACUCCCCCGCCCCCACCAGCAACGGGCCCUGGAGCGCCAAGCCACCCCCGCCGGGACCCGACCCAAAAAAUGACAGCGCCCCCCCACAGCCCCCCCAGUGAGGCCUUGCCUAUAGACUGUCUCUUACACACACACACACACACACUCCUCACAACUACUCCUAAUAUCAGUCUCUUAGCUGAUGAUGUCAGUCAUCACGCCACCUACACCCUGACUACGCCCCUGUCCUCUAUAAGGUUUGGGAGCGCUCAGGCAAAACAGGACAUGAGGCGUUGCCUGGCAACACACCCAACAGACAGAACAGAGAUCCUUCACACACACACACACACACAUCAACCCAACGCAGCUGAACGUCUGGUUGCUCCAUACACACACACACGCACACCAACCCAAUGCAGCUGAACGUCUGGUCCCUCCAUACACACACACACACACACACACACACACACACACACACACACACACACACACCAACCCAAUGCAGCUGAACGUGAUUCCUUUUCCUGGUUUGGAGUUGGAGGAGUCAAGGUCCGCUCUGGUCAACUACCGAACAGUGUAAAACUUGUUACCAUGGUGAUUACAGUGAGCAGUGGCGUCAGCAACAAACAUAUCAAACAAAAAGGCCUGCACUUAUGACAAUGAAUGUCCCAUCAGGGACCAGUACAGUACUUCCUGUCAUAUCCUACCCUGCCUGAAAUAGAGCGGAAAAGUCGCCUCCUCCAUCUGCGGGUGUCUCUCCUCUGCACGGGACUUCCUGUCGCUUCCUGUUCUGUCCCGGCAGACUGGACCGCACUCAUCGUGCUUCAGCACCAUGCCGCUGAAGUCUCCUUGGAUUAUUUUAUGAAUCUAAUCAGUGAACCUUAUCUUCUCAUGCUUCUCUUGACUUGUCAGCUUUGUUGCAGGCUGACAGACAGAUGCGUCACCUGAACGUGUGACUGCCCUUUGUCCCAACCCGUCUCUCAAAACAGCAAUCUGCAUGUUCUUCAUGGAUGCCACAGGAGGUCUUUUUUCAGCCAUUUUAUUUCAACUUUGUUUUUAUUUUUUUUUCAGAUCUGUAGUUUUGUAAAUAGAAACGUCUGACAGCCCUUACACACACUCCCACUACUACACACACACACACAACCUCACAUACACACACACACACACACACACACACACACACACACACACACACACGCACAUAUGGCAGCUGCUUUAACAGGUUCUUUGUUCUGGUGGUGGUGGUGGUGGUGGUGGUGAUGAUGCUGAUGAUGAAGGCCCUCUAGAGACUGUUGUGUUGCUGGUUUCUCCUCUGAGCUGACCUGUGUCCCCCUCUGUCCAGUAAUGACCGCAGACACAUAUAAGAAUCUGAUGGAGAAUUUACUCCUGAUUACUGACUGGGAAACAUCAGAGAAACUAGCUUUGAUGGUAAACGUGAAGGUUUGAUCCUGUGACAUCACACACCAGGCAGUCCCCUAAAAAGAUUUUGUGUUCUCUUUACCCUUUCAACAAUGUAUGUAAUACCAUUCCAAAACACACACACACACACACACAUACAUAAAUACAUUCAUACACACUCUCUCAUACGUACACACACAGCUACUGAAACAGGUGAAUAUCUUUCAUCCUGUAUUUUGUAUUUAUUUCUGCAUUUUUGAGGAAGCUGCCAUCACUGGAAGUCUUGUAGAGCCUCAUAACUAUUGAAUCCCUGCACUGUGUGUGUAAGAUGUGGUGAAGGUGUUUCUGUGUUUCUCAUACCCGCACCGCAGUCUUGUGUGGAUGCUUUGCCAUUUUGUGUACCAAUAAAAUUGUGUUUAUCUGA